Molecule: messenger RNA, 4192 nt
Organism: Nematostella vectensis (starlet sea anemone)
Lineage: Eukaryota; Metazoa; Cnidaria; Anthozoa; Actiniaria; Edwardsiidae
Exons: 3
Coding region: 983-3682 (899 amino acids)
Source: RefSeq, a predicted model, not a curated record
CUUUCUGUCUUUUGAGCAAAGAUGGCGAGGGGACAAACACCAUGUUGGUUUAAUGCAUGUAGGGUGAUAUCUCGCCCCAGUGUCUCUGCGUUAUUUUAAUCACUGUUCCGGCUGUCUGUAUUUUUCCUGUUAACAAAGUCUUGACGUUUUGGCAGCAGUUAAAAGCAUUUGCGUCGUCGCAAUGAAGAGAGAAAUAUCAGGCCAGACAUUUAAACAGCCAGUCCAACGGAUUUAAAACUUCCUAGAAAAGAAAGUAUCAUACAAUCGUUAAACUUGAAUUGUAAUUUGAAUAAUGUACAGUUAUAUGUCUACGAAUACGAACUGGGCCAUCUUUUGAUCAAGACAUAGACGCGAGAAAUGGUAGAAAAAGCAAGGACUGUUUGCUCCAUCACAAGAGGUGAAGUACCCCGCAUAGAUUUGCGUAUAAAACAAGGGUUUUAAAUAUCUUUUCUGUUUCCGUUCAAUGAGCGGUAAAGAAGCCUCAAGUUUCGGUAAGUUAAGUGCUUUAAAUGGAGAGAAAGAAAAGAUGGAGAAAUGCGGAACAAUGGAGACGAUUUUCAGCUAAAUCGCCGAAAUGUCAAUUGGUUGUCAUGGCAUUAAAGCCCUAUCCUGUCGUCAUUUGAAGAAAACGUCAUCAAACAACUAGCCUGUAUAAUAAUGAAAGUAUUAUCCAUGGUAAAACACUACCAAAGAAAAUCUUCCAAUUCUAACGGAUUUAUAGACUUUCGAAUAACAUGCAGUCGACGGAUUCGAGGAAAACGCUUUAUGAAAUCUUUGUUAGCCUUCUUUUCAGGGGAGGGGGUCAAAAAUGCCCUCGGUGGAGAGUCAGCGGAAUCUGUCAUCUCGACAUGCUUGGAAUUUAAAUAAUGGCGCACGCGCGUCCCGACCUAGCACAGCGUGCACCAUUCAAUAAUAAAGGUUUUUAUUUGUCCGCGAAAUUCUGCUUUUGCAACAGAAAAACUUCUGAUGAACGACCACGGAGAUGAAACCUGCGGUUUUUAGUCCCACUUCGGAGACCGAAGAGGGUGAAAAACUGAGCCUCGAAAGAGAAUUGAUAGCGAGAAUGGAAGAGGACGCUUCGCAAUCUUUGGACUGUGAGAACAAUUGUUUGAGUGGCAUUAAAUGGCAGACCGACCAUUACAAUAAGGAGUCCGAACGAAAGAAACGAGACGUUUUUAACGGGUUUAGGAAGCUGAAAACUGGUAUUGUGACUCAUGGAGGACGAAGGUCGAAACUCCCGGCUAGGUUUAUGGAGACAGACUCUGAAAGCGACUCAAAUUCGACGCGAAAACGCGUCCGUGAACGAAAGGAUUCGAAGGUAACAUCUGGUGAAAGGCCUACUCCAUGCUCCGUGACCAAGCGAAGAACAAGUAAAAAUGGUAGCACCGGAUCUCUUCAAAAGGCCUCUAUUAAGCGCCCUAAAGGAGAAAAAAAUGAUGAGCUACUUUGCUCGGCACUUGUGGAGGGUUUUGAUGCUAUUGUCGACAUAAAAAGAGAGGAUAUUUUGCCUAUCGUGGAUUCUAAGAGCAAGAUGGAUACUGGUUUUGAUCUUUCUACAAGGACGCCAACACAAAACUUGAAAAGAAAUUUCGUUAGUUCGCCUUCUGAGGGUGAGUCUUCUACAGAGGAGAUACGUCCUCGUAAAAGGGGUAGACCGUUCAAGAAUAAAUUCAAUAUGGAAAAGGCUGCGCGAGCAAAACUAGCUCGAAGUUUGGUUGAAUCGCCACAUGGCGACAACUGUCUUACGAGUGCCACGAAAGCAUCUCUAACGUCACACUCCGACUUGAAAACGAAGAGAAAGAAAAGAAAAAUUCUCAACGGUCUUCGGCGGGCUAAGAGCGAAUUAAGAGACUUCAGUGCAGGGGAGAGUAGUGGAAGCGAAGCUCUGUCUCCAGUUCGCAGGGGACGACCCCCAAAACAUUUAUCAUCGCAUGCGAACAAGACAAAACAACGCGAAUUCGGAGCUCAAAAUGGCGCAAGAAAACCCUGGGUGCGGCCUGUUUUGAAAGCUUUACACAAACGUGCGUUAUUUGAAUCCCCUGAGAAACGACAGAAUUCUUCGGAAACUGCUUCGGAUGUUUCUUUGACCAAAGUUAAGACGAAGUUGGUGAAAGUAAACGGGCGAACGUUGCCUCAAGGUUGUGUGAAUACGGUCGUGAAACGGCGAGGCAGAAAGCCCAAAGACCCUUCACAAAAGCUCAAAAAAUCUCCUUGGAGAAAAAGAAAGGAUAGUUUUGUGUUUACAGACGAGGUCGACUCCACAGAGUGUACUGAGGCACAACUACAAGCUAGGAUAUCAAAGCUUGAUAAAAUACAGAGGCUAAAGAUGCAAAAACAGUUUGGUAAAAAACCCAUAGGUGCUGGUAGACUGAAAUCAUUGAAAAAUCACAAAACUGCCAUUGCAAACAAGCUUAAGAAUAAGAGUAUAAGGAAAGCAAAGCAUGGUCUCCAUAAAAACUCUAGCACAGCAGUAUCCAGUGAGGAUCUGCCAGCUACCACUACUGAUGGACAGCAGAAUCGACGUCGCCAUAGAAACAAGAUUGAUAGGGUCCUGGGUAUGCGUCAGAAAUCAAACUCCGAGUACGAGUUUCUUGUACAGUGGAAGGACGGGACAAGUAAUUGGACAACUCCAGACCAAGCUGCGGACUAUGCUCAGGACUUGAAGGAAUUUUUAACUCAUGAGUUCCAGGAGCGCACUGUAGUUAGUAGACUAGUAUUUAAGGCCUACUGUAAGGAUAACUUGGACCAGUACCCAGCAAGUGACCCACAGGAAGUAUCAGAUGUCGACUCUAACUGUUCAGAUAUACCUGCCUUUGAAGAUAUUACAGAUGGAGAGUUAUCUGAUGUCGAGGUUGAAAGAACCCCUAAAAAGAGGGGAAGGAAACCUAGGGAUAGUACAGACAGUAAAGAGUUUGUCUGUAAGGAGGUAUCAGUGCAAAGACUUGAAGACUGUGUUCAUAUUGUGCUUCGGCGCUCGUCUGGGAAGCAAACCCGUGUGAACCUAAGAAUAAUUGACUCAUUAACGUUCGCCAUGGAAGAUGCUGCCAUUGAUAACGUGGACCUUGUAGUCAUUAGCGGUCUUGGGGAUGACCUGUUCUGUGGUGUUGACUUAGACACUAUGGUUACAGUGCCUUUGGAUUGUGAAAUGAAGAAUUAUAGAAAAGACGUUGACAAAAUCAGGUAUCUUAUCCAAACAAUACAGCAUUUUCCUAAACCUAUUGUUGCAACCAUCAGCAAGCCAGCCCAUGGUCUAGGGGCUCAGUUGGUAGCCAUGUGUGAUAUGGUCUGUGAUGAAGCUUCUCUGGGUAGUCCAAUUGAUGUUGCCUCUGCCAAAGCUAAUGGUAUAGUGCCAUACUGCUUUCCCAGACUAAUGGGCCAUUCUGCCGUCAGUGAACAGUUAUUGAUGGGUCAGCCUAUAUCUUCACCUACUGUGCAGUGGAAGGACUCCCUUGGCGAAGUGUUUGAUGGUGCAAACUUUACAUCCCAGCUGUUAACAUCAGUGAAGGCAAUGAAUGACAUUCCAAGCAUCUCAUGCCCAGCUGUCUAUGACCGAGACUAUGUGUGUUCUGUAAGAGAAGAGCAGUGUCUGGCCAAAGAGAUUGAACUUGAAAAAGAGCGCUUGCAGGAGUCAUUGAAAGACUUGACAGCUUUUUGGAAUGACAUAACCUCUCAAGUCUCAUGAUAAUCAUACUUGAAAAGAGCUAAUAUAGAGAAAUAAAAUCCAGACGCUUAAUUUCAAAUGUCUUAAUGACAGAUCAUGGUCAAUUUGUUUUGGGAGUCAUUUUUGGCUAGAAUAUAAAUGCAUUUAUGGAGAAAAUAUAGCCCACUUUUCAUUUUGGGGGGUUUUAUAAAUGAUUUUUUUGGAAUGGUUUUGUAUUUGGAUGGUUGUAAAUAGUAGACAAUUUACAAAUUUCAUUAUUGUAUCUGUAAUUGCUGAGUAUGUUUAAUUUUCUAUCAGUUUACUUGGUAUAAUAAGACCCCAUGUUUUAUGUUGACAUCCUGUUAACUUGUGGCCCUGUGAUCUGAAGCUAUUUCUAUUUAAAUUCUUUACUUAGGAAAUAUUUAUUAUUGCUAUUUUUCUGGCUUUCUUAAAAAAAAUAAUGAAAAACUAUUAAAUCAUACACAAGAAAAUUAAGAUGACACUCCACUUAUUUUUGACAGUUUUGUAAUAAAAGAUGCAAAAGAAAUGAAA